AUGCUAGCAUUCCUCAUUUGCAUCGUGGCAGUGCAUCAGGUGCACUCAGCAUGUGUUUUGGUGAGCAUUUGCCCACAAAAUGCAACGGUUCAGGCUGAGAUCGUAGACGUGCACAAUGCGUUCAGGAGAGCGGUUCAGCCUUCGGCGUCUGACAUGCUGAUAAUGAGCUAUAGCGACGAGGUAGCAGCCAGUGCUCAGGCUUGGGUUGACCAGUGUAUUCUGGAUCAUGGAGCACCCAGCACCCGCCUGCUCAAUGGAUAUCACUUGGGCGAGAAUCUGUUCUAUGCAUCUUCUCUUAAGUCGUGGACUGAUGUCAUCGAUGCGUGGCAUAGUGAGGUAGAACGCUACAAUUACCCCACUGGAUCCACCAAUGGAAAAUCUAUUGGUCACUAUACACAGGUCAUAUGGAACAGCUCAUACAAAGUUGGCUGUGGAGCAACGCUGUGCCCUAACAACAUCUAUUACUAUGGCUGCCAUUAUUAUCGCGCAGGAAACUUCAGGCGAUGGGCGCCUUACACACUUGGAUCCCCAUGUGGCUCCUGUCCUAACAACUGCGUGGACAAACUCUGCAACAACCCCUGUCCAUAUAUAGACCAUUACAUCAACUGUCCAAUCUUGAAAAACACCACUGGAUGCAGUAAUGAGCUGGUGAAGGCUUGGUGCCCUGCUUCAUGCACAUGCACCACCGAGAUCAUUCCAAUAGGCUAA
Molecule: messenger RNA, 708 nt
Organism: Pelmatolapia mariae (spotted tilapia)
Lineage: Eukaryota; Metazoa; Chordata; Actinopteri; Cichliformes; Cichlidae
Product: cysteine-rich venom protein
Exons: 7
Coding region: 1-708 (235 amino acids)
Cellular component (GO): extracellular region
Source: RefSeq, a predicted model, not a curated record